AUGUCACAGCGAGCUGACGUGUCCACAGGUAAGCUGCUGUCUGUCCUCAGUCGUCACUAUCAGGACGUCACCUGUCUGAAGUUUACAGACGACGGCAGCCAUUUUGUUUCUGGAGGAAAAGACAACCUGGCUCUGGUGUGGAGUCUGUUCAGUGUGAUCCAGCUGGAUUUAAGCCACACCCCCGAACCGCGCCACAUCCUGUCCCGUCACUCUCUACCAAUCACAGACCUGCACUGUGGCAUGAUGGGAGCUCAGGCCAGAGUCGCCACGGCAUCCUUAGAUCAGACUGUGAAGUGUUCUGUGAGGAGAACAGCCUGUACAGCGCAGUGGACACAAUAA
Messenger RNA from Morone saxatilis (striped sea-bass), 339 nucleotides. RefSeq names its product WD repeat-containing protein 18-like. The transcript has 4 exons. Gene Ontology annotation, molecular function: protein binding. Gene Ontology annotation, cellular component: nuclear pre-replicative complex. Bases 1 to 339 code for a protein of 112 amino acids. NCBI's taxonomy places the organism in Eukaryota, Metazoa, Chordata, Actinopteri, Moronidae. The record is from RefSeq and is a predicted model, not a curated record. Gene Ontology annotation, biological process: rRNA processing; DNA-templated DNA replication.